Messenger RNA from Ceutorhynchus assimilis (cabbage seed weevil), 4191 nucleotides. NCBI's taxonomy places the organism in Eukaryota, Metazoa, Arthropoda, Insecta, Coleoptera, Curculionidae. The record is from the annotation of a GenBank genome assembly.
CCGCGCUCAAAGUUUCGAAUUUUCCAUACCCUCUGGACCGCGGAGAGCGUUCCACAAGUUUUUCCUUUUACUUUUCCGCCAAAUAAUUGUCCAAACUUGAAUUUUACCGGAAUUUUUUUUAAAUAAAUAAACAGUGUAUUUGGUUAUUAUUUUGCCAAAACUUUGAUUUUUUUAAUUUUUAAAAUGGUUUUGAUUUUUUGUGGUUUUUGGGUUUAUUUUUGAAAGAAAUUAUAGAUUUUUGUUCGACAAAAAAUGGCAGAACAAAGUGGCAGGAUGGCUGAAAAUGCUAUAAAAUGACUACGACCAGUUUUACUGGUGAAACGAUAAGAUGGAAAACUUCACCGAUGCCAGCAUCUUUGAAUCGUUUGACCAAAACCGGACCACGCCUGUUUUUGCCAUCGGACCCGAGUUUAUUGCACAAUGGAAGAUCCAGAAGCAAAAGGAAAAAAUCUGCAAGACUGUUUACCAAGGCAUCUUGUCGAUUACAAAAUGUACAGAAACUUUCAAUUUUACAUCUUUUGAUACCGAAGCAUUGAACAUAUUUGGAAGUGAAACAGACUGGCUAAUAAACAAUCAUUCCGAAAACAACUCCUCCUUCUCGACAGAGCCCUCAAUAGCUCCAGUUCUAGCUCCCUUUGAGCUCUGGCAGACCAUAUUGAUAGCGAUAAGUUUAGGUAUAUGCAUAAUCCUAACUGUGGCCGGCAAUAUACUGGUCCUUUUGGCUUUCAUUGUCGAUAGGAACAUAAGGCAACCGAGUAAUUAUUUUAUCGCUUCGCUGGCUGCUACUGAUAUGCUUAUCGGAACCGUAUCUAUGCCAUUCUUUGCUGUCUACGUACUAAUGGGAUAUUGGGAUUUAGGUCCUUUACUAUGCGAUCUAUGGCUUUCGGUGGAUUAUACUGUAUGCUUAGUAUCGCAAUAUACAGUUUUGCUCAUUACAAUAGAUAGAUUUUGUUCUGUGAAAAUUGCUGCAAAAUACCGGAGUUGGAGAACAAAACAACGAGUUAUCCUGAUGGUAGUGAUAACCUGGAUUAUCCCAGCCCUGCUCUUUUUUAUCAGCAUAUUUGGCUGGGAACAUUUCAUCGGAUACAGAGAUCUUUUACCGGGAGAAUGCGCGGUCCAGUUUUUGAAAGAGCCUGUUUUCAAUACUGCAUUAAUUAUAACCUACUUUUGGUCAACACUAAUAGUACUUUUUAUAUUAUAUGGAGGAAUUUACAAAACCGCAUUCGAUAUGCAAAAGAAAAGUGAAGCCAAACAAAGAAAAAUGCAGUCAAUGGUAGCUUUAAGUGCCGGAGCCAUGUCAGGUAUGGCAGGAAGAGCUGCAGGAAUCGGUGUGCCUAGUAAAUCGUCUUUAGAAAUCCAAGCUAACAGUGACAACUUCACCGAUAGUAAAAAAGUAAAAGAACCUACACAAGAUUCAAAUGACAAUAAUUUUUUAGAACAAGGUAAAAAACCACUUACGUCUGCAGAAGGCUUGAAAGUUAGAGAAAGUUAUGCCGCUGGAGGUUCAGGAGAUUCGAAUUCGAGUCAAAAGACUACGAGCUCGAACAAAAAUAGUUCUACGACUACUACGACAACUACAACUGUUGCAACUAUGGAGAAAAGUGUCAACUUACCGACCAAUAAGGGUUGUUUGCAAGAAGAAAAAUCGGAAAGAAGCUCCAGUCCAGCAUUCGACAGCGACGAAGACAGCACGAUAGUAAACAACCAAAAAGAAGAAACACGACUGAGUUUACCAAUAACAGGAAAAUUGCAAAAAGAAGAUAAAUUCAAAAGCCACAGAAAAAGCAUCGUGGACAUAGUCCUUCAAACUAGCAACAUGCAAAUCUUUGGUAACUCCUCUCCAAAACUCAACGGCAAACAUUCAAAUAAGAAAGAAACUCCGAAAAAACCAGCCGAAUUAGAAAUACUAAUACCAAAGCUAGCUCCUAUAUUGAAACCUACAGAAGAUGCUCAAAAACAGGAACCACGUAAACCAUCGCCUCAUCAUUUGGUAAGACCCAGCAAGCUCCCGCAACUCACUACAUCGUACAGUUCCAUAGAAAUUGGCGUAGAACCUUGUAAUAAACCCCCAAGUAACAAGAAAGUUUAUAGCACGUAUGACCUUUUAAUCGGUUUAGAUACAUCAGAUUUAAGCUAUAUGGAUGAAAGUAGCGUAGUAAUACCUUCCCCAGUAUUGGAAAAAGUCCCUAGUUUAAGUAAUGUAACCAAUGGCCAAUAUAGCCCCAAUAAUGAUAUUUAUAGUAAUAUUUCCUUCCAAAGUAAAAAUAGUGCCCCUAUCAAUGGUAGUAGCAAUAUCACUCAAACCAAUAAAAACUUUCAGAAUGUCGAAAGUCACACCAAUUCAGUUAGAAUUCAAACAGAAGUAACACUAAGCUCAAACAGGCCCAUUACAUCGUUAGUAAACAAAAAAUCUAACGGAGGAGACUCGCAAAAAAGUUCCUUCAGAGACGGAAGUACAAAAGGUUCUUUUAGAGACAGUUGCGCUAGUUCGCCGUGCGAAGGAAUUUCAGCUAUAUCUCAGACAGGUAAUGCGGCUACAAUAAUGACAGCUACUACCAUUGUAAAUAAAAAAUUCUCUUCCAAAACAGAUACGGACCCGACGACAAACGAUCGAGGAUCUAGGAGGGUGUUUGUCAAGUCGUUAGGCAAGAAACUCAAGGUGAAAAAGAAAAACUUAUCCGGGCCUCUGGGUUUCGGCGCUAGGCAAAAAUCCAAAAGCGAAAACAGAGCCAGGAAAGCUCUACGUACAAUAUCGUUCAUUCUGGGAGCUUUCGUAAUCUGUUGGACUCCGUAUCACAUUUUCGCUCUUGUCGAAGGUUUUUGCACUGAACCGCCCUGCAUAAAUCCUCAUAUUUAUAUGUUUUCGUAUUUUUUGUGUUACACCAACAGCCCGUUGAAUCCGUUUUGCUAUGCUUUGGCCAAUCAACAGUUUAAGAAAACUUUUACUAGGAUUUUGAAAGGCGAUUUACAUUUGACGUAAUUUUUUGUAAUUCUAGACUGUUGCUGGGACAGAAAACUAUUGUAAAUACUCGCUGGAAAACAAAGUGUAUACCUACUUUUGUUGGACCAUAAGCAUAUCAGAAUAAAACACAUCAAAAUCCAAAAUUUGGGAUUACUGUUUUUGGUCACAAAUAUCAAUUUCCAAUCAUUUGUACUGGAAUAUUUUUCUACGAUGCAGUAUUUCUAAUAUAAUAUCAUUUAUCUACAAAAGCUUCCGACUCAUUUUUCUUCGUUGGCAAUCUCAUCACUGUUUCAAGGAAAUUGUAAUUUGAUUUUCCACACACAAAAUUCGCUUUGUCGUUUCUUGGGCAGAUAUCUAAAGGGGUUGGUAACUCACUAAACCAUAGACAUUUCCAUAGAUCUAUAUUAUAAGCAAUGGUCGUACUAACUAAGCUAGUUGAAAUUUCUCAUUUUUCGAACUUUUCUAUCCAGCAUCCUUAUAUUAUAUAGGUGUAAAUUUGAAAAUACAAAGAAUGUCUUGCAAAAUUGAAAAAACAAGCGGGAAUAGCAGUCCAAAUUUUGUUGCUUCUAGAAAAUACAAUACCUACUCUGGAUGUCAAAAAUAUAAUUCCAUAUUAUGCUAGUGAUGGGAGUUUUAAAAAUAUGUACCUAUACAUAUCAUUUGCAAUAUCUACAUAUAACAUAAAUCCCUUUGCAAGGCAUCUCAUUGUUGAAUAUAAAAGACAAUAAAUACUUUUAGGCCAUACUUCCGAAUUAUAGUACCUAUCUUAAAAUAAUGUAUAUUAUGUAUGUGUAGCCGCUUGGAAAUACUGGGUGUUUAAAAAUGUUAAUGAACGCCCUGUAUUUUUGUUGCCAUGAUAUUAAUAGAAGGGGUGAUUUGUAUUUCUUCAAAAAUUCCAGCUUUGGCCCUUCAAUCACCCAUAGAUCAUAAGCGCAAAAAACAGAUAAUAAGCAUUUGUAACUGUUUAUACGUAGGAUCUAAAAAGGAAAUCAUUUGUACCGAAAUAGUAUACUAGAGAAAAAUACGUGUAAAAGUUGUUUAAAAUACUCAAAUAAAAUGUAAAAAUUAGUCAAAUAACAAUAGGGUAAAAAGAGAUGUGUCAAUAUUAAGCGUAAUAGGUUAGGCGAAAAUAAAGAGGUUUUGUUAAAGCGCUAUAUUUUGAGCCCAAUAUAGCGUUUUGACGAUCCAGAAAUAGUUAAUGAGAGGUAAAUAAAUGAUUUUUAUAAUAA